Fonsecaea erecta is the source of this 1524-nucleotide messenger RNA. RefSeq lists its product as hypothetical. The coding region runs from base 1 to 1524 and encodes 507 amino acids. Lineage: Eukaryota; Fungi; Ascomycota; Eurotiomycetes; Chaetothyriales; Herpotrichiellaceae. The transcript is spliced from 3 exons. The record is from RefSeq and is a predicted model, not a curated record.
AUGACCACUCGGGCGAAGCCCCACUCCGACCAGAACUAUCAUGACCUCCCCUGUCCUGCCCACAUCGCAUUCGCCGUUGCCGUGGUCCGAUCGAAACCAUCUCAAUUGUCCAUAGAAGAAUACCUUGAGGACCUUCGUCGGGCUAUUGUGACAAGGUCUCACAAUCCCUCCAUCACCAUUCUGGACUUUGACGCAGAGAUGUACUGGAAAAGUGCAUAUCACAAAGCUGAGGCAGAGCGUCUGAAGCUGGCCCACGAGCUGGAUCAGUUGAGAAAGGAGAGAGAUGCUCUUCUGCCGAGCGAGGAAGUCCAGCUCUCAACGCGACAGUCUACUGUUGGCAAGCGCAAACGAGAUGCUCCGAUGGUGAGAAAAACUCAACCAGCCAGUCUAGACCUUGAGAAUGAUGACAGGGCCUUGGAAAUCGAAAGUCUCGACAUCCCUCUCACAGAUCGCCAAUCGUUCCUUCACGGCUUCAUAUCCCUCCGCCACAGCCUGCGUUCAUCAGAUCCUGACCAAGAGGCACUUGUGAAUUCCAUCAGAGCUGCCGCAAUUUCCGUCUCACGGAUACUUCAAAAGCGGCUGAGUGCACCGCCGAAGAAGUCUGCCCGGCAGGAAGGCCCAGCAGCGAAAGACCUUUGUGUGGCUUUCGGGAAUGCCUAUCCGUCAAUUCUGCAGGCGAUGGGAUUCAUCCAGCCGCAGAUCGGUGAGGACGGUGCACGGUAUUACCCAGCUGUUCCCGACCUCACCAAGGUGUUCCAAGCCUUCCUCGGGCGGCUCCACAAGCUUGCUCUGGAUGAAUACACCAGACAAGAGAAAGACGUCAAAUCGAAGCAACGAGGGUCAGCUCGUGUGCGAGAGGUUCUAGGCCGGAGAUUCGCAGCGUCGAAUAAACAAGCCAUCGCCGAGGCCACAGAAAUAGUUCGGACUCUGGUGAAGAUGAUAACCGAGCUUGACGUCUCGAGAGAUGCUCAUUGUGAAAUGCUGGAGGGCUGCUUGUGCACAAUUCUCGACCGUGUUGGCUCGUCCCUAUCGCUUCUGGUCUUUGCCGACUUGAGCGGGACGAGCGAAAAGCAACCAGGUCUGCUGGCACCACGCGGUUUGUUGGAUGUGGCGCAUCUGGACGCGAAGUCUGCCACAGGUACGGCCAACAUUGAAGGGCCAUACCUUAUCUGGAUCUUGCGCAAGGGGCUGGAAUUUUUGCAUGCCAACACCAAACACAUGUCUCGAAAGUCCCAGCUCAUUUUCACGCCGCAGCAGUCCGACGCAAAGGGGGUGGCUCAAGGCAAAAGCCUUCGGCGGCGGAUCGAAGAGACACUCCAAAACACCCUUCUUCGAGGUGCGUUUGGCGAUGACGAUGACGCAUUUUACAAUUCUUUGAGGCGUGAGGCGGAUGGAGAGGAGGAGGCAGAAUUGACGAAAAUGGUGAAGCAGAUCAAAGGCAAAGAUUGCUCGCCGGAAUGGUUCAUUGGAGAGGUGUGGGAGCAUUUGGGGUGGGAUAUCUUAUCUGGCAGGAGGGAUGUUUGA